CUUCCAUUUCCUCUCUCAGAUUUAUAUACUCUUGCCUCACCCGAUUUGAUUUUAGCCACCCUCAAUUAAAGGCGUUCAAUUAUGGAUGAAUUUGGCGUUUUAACCGAGCGUUAUGGUUUAAAACCCCAAGGAAAAUCUGUUCCGAUGUCACAAGCCAAACUAUCCACCGCCACCGCAACCACUAGCCAGACUUUUGGGUUCAGUUCAGGUUUCACAGGGAACUCCACGACCUUUUCUUCGAAAUCUUCGUUCAGUUCGACUGCCAACGACGGCUCUUUCCUCGAUGAUCACGACUUUUUCCCCAACCAAAACUCCCAAAAUUCUUUUGUUUUUGACCUUGGCGGUUUUGGAAACCUCACAUCGAACCCAUCGAAUACGGGUAAUAACAGUGGUAAUGGGUCUUCGUUUGAUUUAGCUUCAGUGCUGUUGAAUUCGGGUCCAAAAUCUUCCUCCACGAAUUCAUACGUCGUUGACGAUUUAUUUGGAGAAAUGCCUGGCUCACAAACUGCAAGUUACGAUGAUGGUUUUGGGCUUUUUGCCUCAUCCACAAAGCAAAAGGGUUCUUUUGGUGAUUUGUUGGGCGAUUUUAGUGAUGUGGCGUCGAAAUUGAAGAGUUCUAGCAGGAAUGGUUCGUGGGAUUCCGGGAAAAAUGAGGCUGCUGUUGAUGAUUUGAUACCCGGGUUUGGUGAAAGCACUUCUCCGGUUAACAGGACUAACACUAAGGCAGCCAAAUCAACCUUCAAAUCAACAGAGGAACCUUUUGUAGUAUUAGAGUCGGCUUCAGGCUGUGAAUAUGAUUCCUUCUCAGCCCCCGCAGAACCACUGCAAGAAUCCAACCUGUUCAAUCUGUCUGAAGGAACAGAACUUCAUGGUUCUUCAAAUGCCUCACCAUCAUUGAAGACUCCUCCAAAACCAGCACAAGUUUUGAAGGAAGAUAAAGUUAAGAGUUCAGGUGCAUCUCCAAUAGAUGAACUUGAGGACUUUGCAAUGGGACGAAUGCGUAAUAAGGCUAGUAGAUCUAAAGAAGCUGAUGAUGCUACAAAGAAGACCCAACAAAAUACAGGAGAUGAUCUUGAAGCCUUUUUUGGUGUAAGCUCCAGAUCCAGUAGUGUUCCAAAGCAAAGGGAUAAAACUUGGGAUCCCAUAUUUGGUGCAAAUGUUCCGAACAUACAACAAAAGACAUCUGGAGGAGAUUCAUCCACUGCAAAGAAGCCUUCUUCUGCUACCAUGUCAAAUGGAAUUGAUGACAUUUCUUUUAUUUUUGGAGCUGCCCCAAUGUUUGGAGAGUUUGAGGAACUUGUCGGUGAAAGUGAAGAAAGAAGAAGAACUAGGUUGGGACGUCAUCAGAGGACCCAAGAUCGAGUGGCAAGAGCAGUUGCUGAUAUGAACCAGCGUGAUCGUCAAUCACAGAAUGAGCAAGAAGAGAGGCAUAGGAUCGCUGAAGCUACGGAUUUUGAGAUAAAACACUGGGCUGCAGGGAAAGAAGGUAAUAUGCGCGCACUUCUGUCAUCGUUACAACAGGUACUUUGGUCUGAGUGUGGAUGGGAGCCAGUUUCGCUGACUGAUUUAAUCACCUCUGGAUCUGUUAAAAAGGUUUAUAGAAAGGCCACACUGUGUGUCCAUCCUGAUAAGGUUCAGCAGAAAGGUGCCACUAUUGAACAGAAAUAUAUUGCUGAAAAGGUUUUCGACAUUCUCAAGGAAGCUUGGAACAAGUUCAACAAGGAAGAACUUUCUUAAAAUUUCAAAGAUAGACCAUUUGAAGAAGCAAGCCAUUUGUAUUUGGCACUCAUACAAGUUCGUUUCAGAACAGACCCAAAAGUGUUAUGGUUGUCAUUUGUUUAUACGACACGGUUCAUAGAGUGCCUGCAUCGGUUAUGGAACUUGAAUUGGCAGAAGCUUUGAGAGUUGA
Hibiscus syriacus is the source of this 1909-nucleotide messenger RNA. RefSeq names its product auxilin-related protein 2-like. Lineage: Eukaryota; Viridiplantae; Streptophyta; Magnoliopsida; Malvales; Malvaceae. The transcript has 9 exons. The coding region runs from base 82 to 1737 and encodes 551 amino acids. The record is from RefSeq and is a predicted model, not a curated record. Gene Ontology annotation, cellular component: cytoplasm; vesicle; intracellular membrane-bounded organelle. Gene Ontology annotation, molecular function: clathrin binding. Gene Ontology annotation, biological process: clathrin coat disassembly; clathrin-dependent endocytosis.